Molecule: messenger RNA, 1011 nt
Organism: Caenorhabditis elegans
Lineage: Eukaryota; Metazoa; Nematoda; Chromadorea; Rhabditida; Rhabditidae
Gene: srd-35
Product: G_PROTEIN_RECEP_F1_2 domain-containing protein
Exons: 5
Coding region: 1-1011 (336 amino acids)
Cellular component (GO): membrane
Source: RefSeq, marked reviewed
AUGGUUCCUCAACUUAACGUGGAUGAAGAUCCGAGUUCAAAAAUAUACGAAGUAAUUAAUGAAAUUGUCUAUCCAAUAUUCCUUACUAUAACACUUAUUUUCCAUUCCGUUCUGCUUGUAUUUAUCAUCUUUUUCUCACCAUCCCAUCUCAAUUUCUUAAAGUUUCUACUCUUAACAACAUCACUUUUAGAUGUUUUUGCAACUUCUAUAUUGUUCUAUAUUCAACCAAGAAUAUUAUCUGAAUAUCAAGUAAAUGUACCCGUCUAUUGCUAUGGACCAUGUCGAGAAAUGAACACACAAUUCUGUUUUUCACUCUUUAUGAUGUGGCAGACGGUAAGCAUUGCAGUUGGUAUAUCUCUGACCUACACUUUAUACUUCAAAUAUCAUAAAUUAAACUCAAAAGGUCCACUUUUCGGUUGGAAACUCGUCAGAUCUCUCUUCCUAUUCUACAUUCCAUGUUUGGUUUCUAUGUGUUGCGCUUUUGUAGUCGUUUUGCGAAACGUAUUACCAAACGAGGAACUAAAUAAAGAAAGUUUUUCUGAUACGAGAAUAGAAUUUACUAAAAUUGGGAACAUGAAAUUGGGUGAAUUACCAAAUAGAAUUAACUUUGCAAUGAUUGCUUAUGCAAUUUACUGUUCUCCUAUUAUCACCUUUUGGUUUCAUUGGAAAACUAACAAGUCCUUGAACAAUGCUUUGUCAGGCUCAUCGCCGUACCUUCGUUAUCACGCGAAAAAUGUUAUGAUGGGAAUUACAAUUCAAGUUGUUAUGCAUUUUAUUUUCUACAUUCCCUUUUUCACAUUGUAUUCUUAUUCACUUCUCACAGGAACAAAAAUCUUCGUUCAACAGUUUUUCAUGGCAAUGUCCCCGAAUCUUGCUGCAUCUUUCGAUCCACUCAUCAAUCUGUACUUCGUUGUACCAUAUCGUACCAAAAUCAAGUCCUGGUUCGGAAAGAAGCAUCAACAAACAAGCACCAUUCGCAUAGCUUCGCUGACUCCAUCUGGCUAUUUUUAG